Molecule: messenger RNA, 6567 nt
Organism: Acanthosepion pharaonis
Lineage: Eukaryota; Metazoa; Mollusca; Cephalopoda; Sepiida; Sepiidae
Source: the annotation of a GenBank genome assembly
AUGUAUUUUGUUAACAGUCAUUUUUCUCGUUUGAUUCUUGAAGGUCUUCUUGAAUAUUCGGAUUAUGGAAUCGGAAAUGCGGGAAAUGUCAAAUUUAAAUUCACUGUUGCCGAUCCACAAGGAAACGAACUUUUAAAUCAAUAUUUCUAUAUCAUCCUCCUUGAAGACCGAUCUCCUCCAAUCGUUGAUAGAAAUGAAGAAUUAAUUCUUCUUGAAGGAAGAUCGGCGUUCAUCACCGAAAAGUUUUUGUCGGCGUCUGAUGAUAAUGUCAACAACAAUCUUUUGAAUUAUACUGUAAUUGAGAAACCAAAAGUUGGACAUUUGGAAUUUACUUCUGAGCCAGGAGUUCCAAUUUUCACCUUCACGCAGUCCGACUUGACCGCCAACAAAGUGAAAUAUGUUCAUACAAGUCCAGAAGAAGUGAAUUCAGAUAGCUUCCUUUUCUCCAUAUCAGAUGGACAAAAUAAGGUUGUUCAGAAAUUCUCUAUCAUUAUCAACCCAGUCGAUGAUUCUAUCCCUGUGGUUAUUAAUAAUGGCCUCCGUGUACAGCAAGGGACCAGGAAGCUGAUAACUGAAUUUGAUUUGAAAGUCGUCGAUAACGACACAAAGGUGGGCCAGAUUGUCUUUCAUGUUGUUGAUCCUACCUGGCAUGGUUUAUUGCAAUUCAAACAGCGGAGGGCUCAUCAUCACAGCGUCGCAACUUCAUUCACCAUGGAAGAUAUCUAUGAAAACAGACUGAGUUAUUUACAUGACGGUUCAGGCUCCUUUGUGGAUCAUUUCAAAUUUACGGUUAAUGAUGGGACAAAUUUUGUAUACUCGACACAAGAUAAAGCAAGAAAAAUAUCAUCACCUUCUGCGGAGCCAAGUAAAUUUGAAAUCCAAAUUCUACCAUUGGAUGAUGGCGGUCCAGUUUUGGAAACAAAUCUUGGUUUGCAGUUUUUGGAAACCAGUGAUUAUGGCGCAUUCAAUGUCAUCAGUGAAAAAGAACUGAAGUCGACCGAUCCAGAUACGGACAACAAGAAUUUGCUUUACGUGAUAACGACGCCACCGAAAGAGGGACGGCUUCAAAAUAACGAUAAUCCAAAAUCGUUCGUCUCUUCCUUUACACAAGAGAACAUCAAUCAAGGCAAAAUCCUUUAUCUUCUGACUGGGAAUAGUAGUGUUGGUGAAGACCACUUUGUGUUUGAUUUAAGAAACAGACGAUCAAAUACUGUGCCUUACAACAUCUUUCAUAUUUCCUGGUCAGUCGUCAGCUUUGAACAAUCUGUUUUUAAUAUCAGUGAGACAGCUCACCUCGUCAGGAUUCCACUUGUCAGGUCUGGAAACUUGAAACAGCAUUCUGUUGUAACUUGCGUCACGAGACCAGGAAGUGCCACUUCAGUGCAGUCGGCUUCUCACCAAGGAACUUACGAUUUUGUCCAACACUCAAACCAGAUCCAUUUUUAUGAAUGGCAAGAUGAGAAGGAAUGCAUCGUUACAAUUAACGACGACUCGAUCUUUGAAGGCGAAGAGACAUUCUAUGUUGAACUGCGAACCUCGGCUUAUACCCUCAUUGGUCAAACUUCCGAAGUUGCCGUGACAAUUUACGAUCAUGAAGACGAACCCGUCAUUGAAUUUACUGAAGAGACGUUUCAUAUAAACGAAACUGAUGGUUACCUCCGGGCCGGUCUGAGAAGAAAAGGCGAUUUUAGCCAAGCCGUCUCUGUGAUUUGUUCAACAAAUUCUAUGACAGCCGUUGGAAGCACUGGGAUAGAAUUACAGCCAGGAGCUGAUUUUAUUGGUCGAGAAGAGACUAACUCUUAUCGCGUUGUCUUUCCUCAAGAUGUAAGACAAACAACGUGUCUAGUUAAGAUUAUAGAUGACACCAUUUAUGAAGCUGCAGAGCAUUUUCAACUGGUAUUAUCGGAUCCCUCGUCAGGCGCACGACUGGGCUUAGUCAAUAAAGCUGUCGCUAUAAUAGAUGGACCUAAUGAUGAAUCGCUGAUCUUUUUCUCCAAACCGUUGUACAUCUUUAACGAAAGCGCUGGUGUCGUAGAAAUCGACGUGUUUCGGUCGGGUUCUGAUCAAACGCAUACGUCUAUCGUGUGGUGCGCCACGAGGUUGAGCUCACCUUUAUCUGCUUUACCUCGGCAGGAUUAUGUACCAGUGUCCAAUCAGAUCACUUUCAGACCUGGACAGACAAGUCAGAAAUGUCAGCUGACAAUUAUUGAUGAUAAUAUUAACCCCAAACUUGAAGGUAACGAAACCUUUGAAGUAUUCCUUAGUUCUUCCGUAGGAAGCAACCUUAACCAGCCAUUCUCUGCUGUCGUUCUCAUCACCGACAUCACUGAAGAUGUUGCUAUUCUUCAGUUUGAAAAUAACAUAUACGAAGUGGAUGAGAUGAAUUCCUCAAUAAGUGUCCCCAUUAUUAGAAGUGGAGACAUCGGUUUCGAGUCGUCUGUUGUCUGUUACACUAAGCAGGGCACGGCAGAAGCAGGAACUGAUUUCAAAGAAAGGACGCGUCAUCCGAGUUCAACAAUUACUUUUAAGUCAGGUGAAACGACCAAGAACUGCACCGUAUACAUCAAAGAUGACGCUAAAUUUGAGAAGAAUGAAAGCUUUACCCUAUUCCUUAUUUCGGCAUUUGGGGAGAAAAACUUCCCAGCGGUUCUCAUUGGCGAGAAAAACAAUGCCACAAUUGUUAUUACAAAUUCUGAUGACGUCCCACGCCUGCAAUUCAAAGAAGCUGCUUACAGUGUUACAGAACCAAAGGCAGUUAAUGAAAUCAACACUUUGAUUAUACAAGUCAUACGGACAGGCGAUAUUAGCCAGACGUCCAGCGUGCGUUGCACUCCCCACGAUGCUUCUGCGGUUGAAAGGGUGAGAUUUUCUUUCUUUUUUCUUCUCUGUUUUUCUUUCUUUUUUCUUCUCUGUUUUUCUUUCUUUCUUUUUCUCUGUUUUUCUUUCUUUCUUUUUUCUGUUUUUCUUUCUUUCUUUUUUCUGUUUUUCUUUCUUUCUUUUUUUUCUGUUUUUCUUUCUUUCUUUUUUCUCUGUUUUUCUUUCUUUCUUUCUUUUUUCUCUGUUUUUCUUUCUUUCUUUUUUCUCUGUUUUUCUUUCUUUUUUUUUUCUCUGUUUUUCUUUUUUUUUUUUUUUCUGUUUUUUUUUUUUUUUUUUUCUGUUUUUCUUUCUUUCUUUUUUCUCUGUUUUUCUUUCUUUCUUUCUUUUUUCUCUGUUUUUCUUUCUUUCUUUUUUCUCUGUUUUUCUUUCUUUCUUUUUUCUCUGUUUUUCUUUCUUUCUUUUUUCUCUGUUUUUCUUUCUUUUUUCUCUGUUUUUCUUUCUUUUUUCUCUGUUUUUCUUUCUUUUUUCUCUGUUUUUCUUUCUUUUUUCUCUGUUUUUCUUUUUUUCUUUUUUCUUCUCUUUUUCUUUUUUUCUUUUUUUCUCUUUUUCUUUCUUUUUCUUUUUUUUCUUUUUUUCUCUUUUUCUUUCUUUUUUUCUUUUUUCUCUUUCUUUCUUUCUUUUUUUCUUUUUUCUUUUUUCUCUUUUUCUUUCUUUUUUCUUUUUUUUCUCUUUUUCUUUCUUUUUUUUUUUCUUUUUUUCUUUUUCUUUCUUUUUUUUUUUUUUUCUCUUUUUCUUUCUUUUUUCUUUUUCUUUUUCUUUCUUUUUUUUCUUUUUCUUUCUUUUUCUUUUUUCUCUUUUUCUUUCUUUUUUUUCUCUUUUUCUUUCUUUUUUUUCUUUCUUUUUUCUUUUUUUCUUUUUCUUUCUUUUUUUUCUCUUUUUCUUUCUUUUUUUCUCUUUUUCUUUCCUUUUUUCUCUUUUUCUUUCUCUUUGUUUUUUCUUUGUUUUUUCUUUCAUAUUUUUCCUCUCUCUUUUUUUUACUUUCUUCUCUCUUUUUUUUACUUUCUUUCUUUUUUUCCUCUUUCUUUUUUUACUUUCUUUUUUCCUCUUUCUUUUUUUACUUUCUUUUUUCCUUCUUUUUUUACUUUCUUUUUUCCUUCUUUUUUUACUUUCUUUUUUUCCUUCUUUUUUUACUUUCUUUUUUCCUUCUUUUUUUACUUUCUUUUUUCCUCUUUCUUUUUUACUUUCUUUUUUCCUCUUUCUUUUUUACUUUCUUUUUUCCUCUUUCUUUUUUACUUUCUUUUUUCCUCUUUCUUUUUUACUUUCUUUUUUCCUCUUUCUUUUUUUUACUUUCUUUUUCCUCUUUCUUUCUCUUUCUUUUUUCUAUUCCUCUUUCUUUUUUGCACUUUUUCCUCUUUUUUUCCUUUCUUUUUUUUCUUACUUUUUCCUUUCUUUUUUCCCCUCUAUUUCUUUUUCUUUUUUCCCCUCUAUUUCUUUUUUUCUUUCUUUCCUUUUCUCUUUCUUUCCUUUUCUCUUUUUCUCUCUGUGUGUAUCUCUCUCUGUUCUACCACUGUUACCAUUUUAGACAACAAAGUUUCCGGAAGUAUUGUCUUCCCGGCACCUCCAAUAGUUGUUUCCUUGCUUUACUAUGACGAUGUUGAAAAAGGCUUACAUAUAAAUCCUAGUCCCGGUUACCCAUUGGUUUGUGUCACGCCUUGUGACCAUCAUUAUCCAGCAUAUCUUUCAACCCAAAGUCUGUGUGAGGAGGCUGGCAUCAAUUCCACCCAAAUAUCUUUCAAGUGGGAAGCAGCUUUCCCGAGCCAGGUUGACGAGAAUUCCUACCAGCCGUUUGUGGAAAUUACUGACAACACCCUUUUCACCGAAGUGACUGGCGUUCUACUGGACAGCGUCUACUUCCGUCCUCGUGUUCGUCUUCGCUGUUCAGCGGCCCCCACCGACAAAGAAGGAAAUUCUGGUAUUCGGCUGAAGAGUAACAGUGUUGACAUUAGUCAGAAUGACGGCAUUUGCCAUUCUCCAAUCUACACUGGCAACCCCUUCAGUUAUCAAGCACAGUCAUUCGUCGCCAGUUUGAUGUACACCCCAAUCAGUGACCUCAAACACCCCAACACAAUCCGAAUAUCAGUAACCAUUCCUCACCAGGAUGGUAUGUUGCCACUGGUUUCAACGAUGCCAUUGAAUAACAUCAAGUUCUUGCUGUCGGAAGCUAUAUACCGACAACAUCACGUCUGCUCAAAUCUGAUGGAAACUUCAUUCACUAAGUUGGAAGUUGACACAGGGUUUUGGGGCUUUGAUUCGGGAAGGAUAGACCAGAAUUCAGGAUCAGUUUUUCCUUAUCAAUUUGAUGAAAAGCUCCGUACAGAAAAGACACUUCAACUCUACCGUCAUUUGGAUCUGAAACAUUGUACUUGGACAUUUCGCGCUUGGUAUCACAUGACCGACCUUGUUGACCAAUGCGGCGGCAAGAUCCUGACCAACUUCAAAGUGACUGACUCUGGUCAGUCGUUCCUGACCGUUAGAGUCCCGCUCUACGUCUCUUAUCUUUAUGCCUUACCCCCUGUCGGUUGGAGUUCUCUGGAGCAUCACACAGAGAUGCAGUUUUCUUUUUACUACCAAUCUGUGCUUUGGAAUACUGAGCUUGGGGUGGAUAACCACUUAGGUGGUCAUCUGCAAGUGUUAAGAAUUGCCAUUGGGGAAGGUGGACAUCUGGUCAUUGAUUUCAGGACACAAGCUAAUUUCAGAGGCUUGUAUGUUCUUGAACAUCAUACUGAACCAUUGAUGAAAAGUAGACUGCUUCCCCCGAAGGAACUGCCCAUUUCUUUUGAUUUGGCUUUGCUCUGGUCAGGAGAAACCUAUGAUAGUCCUAAGCAGCUCUGGAGGGCAACAAGCCAGGAAAGUCUCAAGGAUUACACUGGUCUCUACAUCAUUGAACUUCUGCCAUGUACUGUGAAGUCCACACAGAAAUAUGCUGUGUCUCAAAAACCAAUAAAAUGCACUGUACACAAGCUUCAGAGAUUCAAGUUGCCUAUCUCCUUCCAGCAGACAAAUCGUCCCGUGCCAGUUGAGUAUUCUCUCAAUACUUUAUUCCAAUUAACGAAUGAGGAGAAAGUCUUCAGCAGCAAUCCAAGAUCUAUGGAGAACAGUGGAACUUCUAUUGAAGAAUUAGAUUACAAUGGAGCAUUUUCUAAAGGUCAAAAGAUUUAUGCACGUGUCUUGUGGAAUCCUGAUCAAGAUCUGAGUACAGCCUAUAAAUUGUCCAUUAAAAAAGUUUAUCUCUGUACAGGGAAAGAGGACUACAUUCCAACAUAUGACCCAACUGGAGAAACAUACAAAGAUGGUUCACAAUUUGGCUGUGUACGACCAAACUCAAAUUUAAAACAUCGAUUUUUACUUCUGGAUCGUGACCAUGAUGAGAAAAUGAAGAUUGAUGUUCCAAACCUGGAAUUUGAGGCAAAAUUUGCUGAUGAAACCUCUCAAUAUUCCAGCUUAAAACAAAGGCCAGGAAUUGAUGGAUUUGAAAUGCCAGUUGAUCCAUUAUACAAGCUAAACUCUGGACAUCAGUGGUACCUGCAGGUAUUGUAUGUGAUUGGCCCAUCCAACAGUCCAAGCCGUGUACAGCGCCAUCAUAGCGUUUGUUGUUGUAUGCAGGCAUUUAAAGAGAACGCAGGAACCUCAACAAGCACCUGUGCAGUCAAGCAUGGUUUUUACAAGUGGUGGACUAACCCAGGUCUCUAA